AUGUCGUUGCAAAUGUCGCUCGUGUUUAGCACGAUGGUUGCCCAACUGCACUCCCAACACUUUAAAGUAGUGCUCAUAUUCAGUCUCGUGCUUAUGUCAUUGCAAUUCUGGGAUUGUCUUGCAAGAUUGCAAAAGUACCAAAAAAUACAAGAGCAGAUCAAUGGCAAUCCCCAGUAUGGUGGCGGUUUUAUCAACUAUGAUAAGUUGGCAAGCAAAUUCUACUCAGAAAGGAAUUUAUAUUUGAGCGGUGCUAUUUUGUACUUGCAGUUGUGUAUUGGAACCGUGGUGACUAUAGUUAAGAAAUUAGUGUUGAAACAAAAGAUUUUGAGGGAUCAUUCAGUUGAGUUAAAGAAGAAAGGUUUAGCUGGUAGAGAUGCCGAGAGAAAGAAGACAGAUGAAGAGAUUACAGAGAUAGUAAGGUUGAAACAGUUGAUUGAAGUGAAACUGAGAGAUGUUAAAGUAUUGAAAAAGCAAAUAAAGGGAAUGCAAGCUACGUAUGAUGGAAUGAAUGCAACUGGAAUAAGAAAUAAGGAUGAUUAG
Messenger RNA from Lodderomyces elongisporus, 540 nucleotides. RefSeq lists its product as uncharacterized. NCBI's taxonomy places the organism in Eukaryota, Fungi, Ascomycota, Pichiomycetes, Serinales, Debaryomycetaceae. Gene Ontology annotation, cellular component: endoplasmic reticulum membrane; endoplasmic reticulum. The coding region runs from base 1 to 540 and encodes 179 amino acids. Gene Ontology annotation, biological process: endoplasmic reticulum to Golgi vesicle-mediated transport; intracellular protein transport. The transcript is spliced from 2 exons. The record is from RefSeq and is a predicted model, not a curated record.